Messenger RNA from Suhomyces tanzawaensis NRRL Y-17324, 858 nucleotides. RefSeq lists its product as uncharacterized. NCBI's taxonomy places the organism in Eukaryota, Fungi, Ascomycota, Pichiomycetes, Serinales, Debaryomycetaceae. The coding region runs from base 1 to 858 and encodes 285 amino acids. The transcript has a single exon. The record is from RefSeq and is a predicted model, not a curated record.
AUGACGAACCCACACCACCACCCUCCGCCCGCGCCCCCGCAGUUUCUGCAGUUGCAGCAUCCCGUCCAGUUCCCCCAGAACGCAUACACCCCACACACUCCCCACCACCACUACCCUCCAUCACAGUUGUCUCCCAGAAACAGCCAUCCGGAAUUGAAGCUCAAGCCCCAUGCAACCCACAACUACACCACGUCGUCGGCGUCGUCCAUCCAGCGGUCCCCCAGCCUCAGUACCCGCAGUAGCUUCAGCAACGGGUCCACCCCCCUAGUAGCGAAGAGAAACUCGUUUUCAGACAGCGUAGCCAUCCCCACGCCAUCUGCCCAUUCGCCCCUGCUCAACAACGAGCAGAUCAUUGAUCUCAUGGAGCGUGAGCAGGAUGCCAUUGUGCUCAAGUUGAUGAAGGAAAUCGAGGCUUUAAAACAGGAAAACAAGACACUCAAAACCAAUGGCGGCUCGCUCAGCCUGGCAUCCUCCGGCUCGGGUUCCACCAUGGUGCGCAGGUCGUCGUCGCUCUCCUCCAACCACCGCAACUCCAUCUCGUCGAUCUCUUCAGGGACAUCGUCCAACCAGCCAGCUGCCACGGGUCCUGGCUCCAACAAGCGCAACAGCGCCUUGUUCUCCAAUUACUCGGUGGCAGCGUCCAGCAACAGCGACGAGAUGUACAAGAAGUUCAAAUCGACACUGAUCGACUCUGUGGAACCACGCGAUCCCAGCCCCACUUCCCGGCAAAAGGCUCGCAGCAGGAACAGUUCCAUCAUGCCUUAUGAUCAGGUUUGCGAGGAAAACAAGCAUUUGCGGCUGGAAUUGGCCCGGCUCAGGCAGGAAAUCGAUGCUCUCAAAAGGUAUAAGGAUAAUUAG